AUGCCCCUCUACGAGCUGCUCUGCAUCGCCGCCUCGUCGGCAGAGUCGGCCCCGCUGCGCGACCUCGUCAAGUCGACGUCGAAGCUCGUCAUCGACAACGGCGGAGCCGUCCGCGGCAUCCAGUACUGGGGUCUCCGCAAGCUGCCCCAGCGCGCAAGGAGGCACCAGCAGUACCACACCCAGGGCGACUACUGGCUCAUGCACUUUGACUCAAACGCACCCGUCCUCAAGUCGCUAAACGACCGCCUCCGCGCCGACCCGCGCGUCAUCAAGUGGACCGCCCUCAAGCUCGGAGACCGCAUCGAACAGAUCGUCCCCAAGACGACGUCCGGCGGCAACGAGACGGGCAACGACAACCUCGAGUCCAGGGCCCUCUUUGGCGGAAAGACGAUCAAGUACCACGCACAGACAUGA
Molecule: messenger RNA, 414 nt
Organism: Pseudozyma flocculosa PF-1
Lineage: Eukaryota; Fungi; Basidiomycota; Ustilaginomycetes; Ustilaginales; Ustilaginaceae
Exons: 1
Coding region: 1-414 (137 amino acids)
Biological process (GO): translation
Cellular component (GO): ribosome; mitochondrial small ribosomal subunit
Molecular function (GO): structural constituent of ribosome; small ribosomal subunit rRNA binding
Source: RefSeq, a predicted model, not a curated record